GUAUGAGUAAUGGCUUAGAUAAUAUUAACAAUGAUAAUAUUAUUAAAGACUUUCAACGUGUUAUUAGAAACAAGAUAAAACUCAAUUCAAUAAGAACAACAAAAAGAUUACACAAUCUAAAACAAAUAAAACCACUUCAAAUAAGACAAGGUAUCUGGUUUAUAUGUCCUUGCUGCGAAAAUACUUUACCUAGAGCACAAUUAGAAAAAAAAUCAUAUAUUUGUAUUUAUUGUAAUUAUUAUUUUCCAUUACCUAGCCAUAAGCGAAUUCAAGAAAUAAUAGAUCAAAAUACUUGGACUCCUAUAAAUACUAAUCUAAUUUCAACUGAUCCAUUAGGAUUUUACGACAUUAAGGCUUAUAAUUCUAGAUUAGAAGAAAAUAAGAUAAAGACUAAAUUGCAAGACGCAGUGGAAACUGGAAUUGGAUUAAUUAAUGGUAUUAAGGUCGCUUGUGCUGUAAUGGAUUUCCGAUUUAUGGGAGGAAGUAUGGGAUCGGCUGUAGGUGAAAAAAUUACUCGCCUUAUAGAGCAAGCAACUUUAUAUAAAUUACCAGUAAUUAUCUUUUGUGCUUCUGGAGGCGCUCGUAUGCAAGAAGGUAUUUUAAGUUUGAUGCAAAUGGCAAAAAUUUCAUCAGUUUUAGCUAAACACAAAAAUGCAUCUCUUUUAUAUAUUUCUGUAUUAACUUCUCCUACUACUGGUGGUGUUACAGCUAGUUUUGGUAUGUUAGGUGAUAUAAUUAUAGCUGAACCUAGAGCUGUAGUAGCCUUUGCUGGACGAAGAGUUAUUGAGCAAACAAUUAAACAAAAAUUACCUCCAGAUUUUCAGAUUGCUGAAUUAUUAUGGAAGAAAGGUUUUGUGGAUUUAAUCAUACAACGAACUGAAUUAAAAAAUAAAUUGUAUCAAUUACUUAGAUUACAUUGUCAGAUUGCUAUUUUGUCCAUAAUUUAUAUUAUAAUUAGUAAUGCAAAUCUUGCAUCUGCGAAUGAUCUUGAUGAAAAAUCAAGAACAGUAUUAUUAAAUGAAAAUGGCAAAACCAUAACAUUAACAACAGAACAAGUAAAAAAAGGUAAACGCUUAUUUAAUAGUAAUUGUGCACAAUGUCACAGCGGUGGUGGUACUAAGACUAACCCUAAUAUCGGACUAGAUAUCAAAUCUUUACAAUCAGCAACUCCGAAGAGAGAUAAUAUUGAAGCUUUAAUAGACUAUAUGAAAAAUCCUACAACUUAUGACGGAACUGAAUCAAUUGCUGAAAUUCAUCCAAGUAUAAAAAGUGCUGAUAUUUUUCCUAAAAUGCGCAAUAUGACAGAUGAUGAUUUGUUUGCUAUCGCUGGUCAUAUUUUAUUACAAUCUAAUAUAGCAUCAGAGAAAUGGGGAGGAGUUGCAUUCGCAGCAGAUUUAAGUAAUGGUGAACAAAUUUUUUCUGCAAAUUGUGCUGCUUGUCAUACUGGAGGAAAUAAUGUAAUUAUGCCUGAAAAAACUCUUAAAAAAGAAUCUUUAGAAGCUAAUAAGGUUAACACGGUUGAAGCUAUUACUUAUCAAGUUACUAACGGUAAAAAUGCUAUGCCUGCAUUUGGUGGACGACUAAGUGAUACUGAUAUUGAAGAUGUAGCAAAUUAUAUUCUAACGCAAGCUGAAAAGGGUUGGUCUAAUUAAAUAAAUUUAUAAUAUAAAAAAUUAUAAAUUUAUUAGUUUAUAAUUUUUUAUAUUAUAAAUUUAUUUUAAAAGGC
Galdieria sulphuraria is the source of this 1726-nucleotide messenger RNA. Its product is annotated as [pt] acetyl-CoA carboxylase carboxyltransferase subunit beta. The coding region runs from base 3 to 1652 and encodes 549 amino acids. The transcript is spliced from 3 exons. Lineage: Eukaryota; Rhodophyta; Bangiophyceae; Galdieriales; Galdieriaceae. The record is from RefSeq and is a predicted model, not a curated record. Gene Ontology annotation, cellular component: acetyl-CoA carboxylase complex; thylakoid membrane; photosystem II. Gene Ontology annotation, molecular function: electron transfer activity; heme binding; acetyl-CoA carboxylase activity. Gene Ontology annotation, biological process: photosynthesis; fatty acid biosynthetic process.